Messenger RNA from Musca vetustissima, 745 nucleotides. RefSeq lists its product as uncharacterized. The record is from RefSeq and is a predicted model, not a curated record. The transcript has 3 exons. The coding region runs from base 2 to 745 and encodes 247 amino acids. Lineage: Eukaryota; Metazoa; Arthropoda; Insecta; Diptera; Muscidae. Gene Ontology annotation, molecular function: lysozyme activity.
UAUGGUCCUUACCAAAGAAAUAAAUCAGAAAAUAGUCAUCGCUGCCAUACUGGUAUCGUUCGGUUUGAUUGUCGGUUCGAUAUACCUUCACAUAAGGCAAAAACAUCAUUUCGGACGCUUAAAUAUCGGGGAUAGUCGUGUGCAACCAACCGCAGGUGUUGGUAUUUCCGGCAAUAGCAAAGAAUAUGCCAACGAUGAAGCCUAUACCACAAUGACUCACUUUAGUGAGUUAGAUUCUGGAGAGAAUUUGGAUGAAGAGACCUCGACAGAUUCGUACGUGGUAGACAACGAUUACACCAACAACUACAGUAUUGAAUAUUCAAAUAGCAAUGAAGAUAUUCAAACUACAGAAAAUGAAAUAUCAAGCAAAUGUUUGCAAUGUCUUUGCAAGACAGUUAGUGAUUGUCGACCAGUUAAGUGUGCAACUGUGGAUCCCUGUGGAAUUUAUGGUAUAUCGAAAUUUUAUUGGAUCGAUGGUGGCAAACAAAUUGCAAACGACAGCAAAACGGAAUAUAACGAAGAAGAAGAUGACGAACAUAGAGAUUAUCUACAGUGUGUAAAUAACGACAAAUGUGCCACGGAUACGGUUAAUGCUUAUCUUAAACGAUAUAACAGAGAUUGUAAUAACAAUGGCAUAAUCGAAUGUGAAGAUUAUAUCGCUCUACAUGUACUCGGGCCAUCUGGAUGUGCAAACAGGGAACUAUCUAUAAUGCAUAAAAUUCGAAUGAAUUCGUGUCUCAAUUGA